AUGGGUACCAUUGUGAGAUUGGUGGAGAAAUAUAAGCCGAACCAGAAGUCUCAAAUAGGCUGUUUUAACAAUCUCUACAAAAGUGUCUCUGAUUUCACCAGGGAAGCUUGUAAAGGUAUGCUUUUGUAUCCGGAGAAGCAUUGCAGACAGCUUGAUCUUAGCACAGAUGCUGAUACCGAGUGCUAUGAAAGAUCUGUCAUCAUUACCGAAAAUAUGAAAGUGGAAUUUGCUUCUAAGGCUGUCGUCCUGAGUACACUUAGAGGACUUGGUUAUGAAAUCUUGACAAGCUGGAGAGGAUGUAUAGAUGUUGGUCAAAAAGAGGCUCUAUCUUUGCUUCAUUGCUUGCUCUAUUCAGAAAUUCCUUUGACUGAUGUCUUCUUGAACAAACAUAGCUCUUGUGUAUGA
Molecule: messenger RNA, 405 nt
Organism: Microthlaspi erraticum
Lineage: Eukaryota; Viridiplantae; Streptophyta; Magnoliopsida; Brassicales; Brassicaceae
Source: the annotation of a GenBank genome assembly